CGCGCCCGGCGCCCCGGCCCCACACCGCCCGCCUCCAGCCCGGCCCGGGGCGCGGCGCCGGGGUUUCCGUGGGCCCCAGAGGGGCUCCGGGCCGCGAGCCGCCGCCGAAAGGCUUUGACGAAAAGCCCUUGACCACCAAGGCCAGCCUCUUCCUGAAAGCCCCGCUCGCUCCGAGACAGGAAGUGCAAGGGACGAGCGGCCCGGGGCGCGCGCGGCGGCGGCGGCGGCUUCCCCACCCGGUGCGGGGCUGCGGCGGCGCCCGCCGGCCCUUCCCCGCGGGCCAGCGCAGGGGCAUGCGGGCGCCCGAGUCCGUCCCCGUCCCGGAGCUGCCGGCGGCAUGAUCCGACGCGCAGGGGCGCCCGCGCGCCUGGACCCGGCGGGUCCUAUUCUAGAUGUUGGCAAAGGAAGAGAGGAAGAGAAGGAGGAGGAAGACAGCAUGGGGCCUUGUUUGCCAGCCUCCCCGAAGAACUGCCUCCCUUGCCGAGGCAUCAGUGUCCUGGAGAAGCUUGUCAAAACGUGCCCAGUGUGGCUGCAGCUGGGGCUGGGCCAGGCAGAGGCGGCCAGGAUCCUGCACCGGGAGGCUGCUGGGGCAUUCCUGGUCUGCCGGGAUAGCAGCCUGAAGCGCCUGGUGCUCUGUGUCCACUUCCCUUCCCUGAACAAGAGCUCAAAAGCGGUGCUCGAAUACACCAUUAAAGAAGAAAAAUCGAUAUUGUACCUGGAAGGCUCCGUUCUUGUGUUUGAGGACAUCUUCAGACUGAUUGCUUUCUACUGUGUCAGUAGAGAUUUACUGCCCUUCACGCUGAGGCUGCCCCAGGCCAUCCUUGAGGCUAGCAGCUUCACAGACCUUGAGACCAUCUCCAACCUGGGCCUGGGCUUCUGGGACUCCUCAUUGAACCCCCAGCAAGGAGGAGGGAGCCUAGCAGAGCCCCCAGCCUCCAGCCCCAGGUUCGCCACCCAUGACGAAAAUUGCUCGUGUGAAAUUGAGCUGUCCGUAGGAAGUGAGCGCCUGUGGUUUGUGAAUCCGAUUUUCAUCGAGGACUGCAGCCAAGCCCUGCGCUCCUGCCAGCCACCCCCUGGAUGCUGCCUCUCCAGCCUGUCACCUCCCCCCUCCUGCGCUACCUCACCCACCUCCAGGUGGGCCCCCCGUCGCCCGGCACCCCCGCCCCCCGCACCCCCUCUCCACGCACCUGGCCCUGUCGGGCCUCCUCCACCCCCUGCUCCUCCUUUGGCCGGCCGUCUGCCUGCGUCCCUCCCGGCGGCCGCUUCACCAUCUCCAGAGUCCCUUCCUCCUGCACCCCCCGUGUCUGUCCCCCACCUUGCACCCCAUGCCCCAGGCCCCCCAGACCAUCCAAGCCAGCCACUCAUGGCAGCCUGUGAGAGGCUCCCACCCCCACUGGCGGGCCUGGGCCCCCUCAGGGAGGAAGAGAUGAAGCCAGGGGCAGCCCCCAGCUCCUUGCAGCCAGCCCCGGCCCCGCCAGCGCCCCUGAAGAAAAGCGUCCCGGCUGCCCCUCCCAGACGCCGCGUCUCCUCCGAAAAGGUCUCCCUGGAUGACCAGAGUGCAGGGAAGGCGGACAGGGGGACGGUGGCGGAGGGGGACAAGCCAGGUCUUCCCGGGGCAUCCCCACUCAGACUGCCUCCCCAGAAGCCCCCAGACAGCCCUGGGGACAGGCCUCGGAGGACCACAGAGCAAGGCCAGGAAGAAGUGGUCAAAGCCAUCGCCCCGGGCAGCGCGCCAGAGCCGCCGAGGCAGAUCCGCCAGCCCCCGGUCCCUCCGCCCAGGAAGAAGCGGAUCUCCCGACAACUGGCCUCCGUCCUCCCAAGCCCGUCGGAGAGCCCCAAGCUUUCCACAGAGAAGGUGGCCCCUGAGAACCCCACGCCCGGUCUCCUCGGAGAGGGCCAGAGGCCUGCCUCCCAAGCUGGGGCUCAGAGCCCACAGGCCCGGGCCGGUGCCCGGCCCCAGAGCACCCCAGAGUUCAAGGGAUCCCUGGCCUCCCUCUCAGACAGCUUGGGAGUGCCCGCCUCGGCCACGGAGCAGGACUCCUACUCAACUAGCAGCGCGGAGGAGGAGCUGGAGCAGCUCAGCGGCCCCGGCAUGAAGAAGAAGCCCUCAGUGAUCCUGGGCAAGGCGAAGCACCGCCUGAGCUUCGUGAGCUUCACCAGCGUCUUCCACGCCUUCCUGUCCAACGACCGCAAGCUGUACAAGAAGGUGGUAGAGCUGGCCCAGGACAAGGCCUCGUACUUCGGCAACCUGGUGCAGGACUACAAAGUGUACAGCCUGGAGAUGAUGGCGCGCCAGACCUCCAGCACGGAGAUGCUGCAGGAGAUCCGCACCAUGAUGACCCAGCUCAAGAGCUACCUGCUGCAGAGCACCGAGCUCAGGGCCCUGGUGGACCCCGUCCUGCACUCCGAGGAGGAGCUAGAAGCAAUUGUGGAGUCAGCCUUGUACAAAUGUGUCCUGAAGCCCCUGAAGGAAGCCAUCAACUCCUGCCUGGGUGAGAUCCACAGCAAGGACGGCUCACUGCAGCAGCUCAAGGACAACCAGCUGGUGAUCCUGGCCACCACCACCACUGACCUGGGCGUGACCACCAGCGUGCCAGAGGUGUCCAUCAUGGAGAAGAUCCUGCAGAAGUUCGCCAGCAUGCACAAGGCCUACUCACCCGAGAAGAAGAUCUCCAUCCUGCUCAAGACCUGUAAACUCAUCUACGACUCCAUGGCCCUCGGCAACCCAGGGAAGCCCUAUGGGGCAGACGACUUCCUGCCUGUGCUCAUGUAUGUGCUGGCCCGCAGCAACCUCACGGAGAUGCUCCUCAACGUGGAGUACAUGAUGGAGCUCAUGGACCCCGCCCUGCAGCUCGGGGAGGGUUCCUACUAUCUGACCACCACCUAUGGGGCCGUGGAGCACAUCAGGAACUACGACAAGAUCACGGUGACCCGGCAGCUGAGCGUGGAGGUGCAGGACUCCAUCCACCGCUGGGAGCGCCGGCGCACGCUCAACAAGGCCCGGGCCUCGCGCUCGUCGGUGCAGGACUUCAUCUCCGUGUCGUACCUGGAGCCUGAGCGGCAGGCGCGGACGCUGGCGUCGCGGGCGGACACGCAGGCCGAGGCGCUGUGCGCACAGUGCGCGGAGAAAUUCGAGGUGGCGCAGCCGCAGGACCACCGGCUCUUCGUGCUGGUGGACGGGCGCUGCUUUCAGCUGGCGGACGAGGCGCUGCCCCACCGCAUCAAGGGCUACCUGCUGCGGAGCGAGCCCAAGCUCGACUUCCACUUCGUGUACCGGCCCCUGGACGGCGGCGGGGGCAGCGGGGGCCCGCCCUGCCUGGUGGUGCGGGAGCCCAACUUCCUGUGAGGCCGGGGGGCCCCGCGCCCGUCCAGUGGCAGUAUUUACCGAAACUGGCCGGUGUGGAGAAGCCGGCACACCGGGCUCACAUUCGCUCACCCCCACACUCACACUCGGCUGCCCCCACUCAUACAUGCAGGAGCCCCCCAUCUGAGCACGCACAUAUGCGCGCGCACACACACACACACACACACAAGGUGGAUGGGAUGCCUCCACCUCACACAUGCCUGCAACCCGCUGAGCAUGCCUAGGCCAACGUGGCAGGGCAUUGUGAAAAUAACGAAGCAGUGGCCAAGUGUGCUUCCUGAAGGAGUCAGCACUGAGAGGCCAAGUUCUUCAUUAGACAGAAAGGGAAACUGAGCCUCGGAGAGAGGAAGGACUCCAGCCAACUGCCGCAAGCAGCCCAGCCUGGCCCCUGGUCACAAAUAGCCCUCAGGCAAUCACACUGAACUCGCUCCCCCAGGCCCGCCCAAUCCUCAGUCUUUCCCAGGAAGGGUUUCAUUUCCCCAGGACUGUCCUCAGGAGGCGUGGAGGACAGGGCCUGGCCACAGCUGCCCCAACCCAUGCCCCCAGGCUGGAGCUAGGGUUCUGUGGGCGUGCCCAGCAUCUCACGAGCACCUCUCAGCGUCUGUGCUGAGGAGACGGCCCUGGAUCCCUGCACCAGAGCCUGACCUCAGCUACCAGCGCCCACAGUCCGCCACAGCUUCCAAGCCUCUCCAGGAACAGCCAGACAUACACCAGGACUGCCAAGCGAGUCUAGCUCCUCGGCUAUGUGGACAAGCCCGACCUCAGCCACAGGAGAACACUGACACAGCCUUACCCUGGUGGUGCACCGCAGGGCUGUGGCAAGGGGCACAGUUUGGGGAGAGUAAUAAAAGCCCUUGUAAGAA
Messenger RNA from Manis pentadactyla (Chinese pangolin), 4227 nucleotides. RefSeq names its product Ras and Rab interactor 3 (gene RIN3). Gene Ontology annotation, biological process: signal transduction; vesicle-mediated transport. The record is from RefSeq and is a predicted model, not a curated record. NCBI's taxonomy places the organism in Eukaryota, Metazoa, Chordata, Mammalia, Pholidota, Manidae. The coding region runs from base 338 to 3346 and encodes 1002 amino acids. Gene Ontology annotation, molecular function: guanyl-nucleotide exchange factor activity; small GTPase binding. Gene Ontology annotation, cellular component: endocytic vesicle; cytosol. The transcript has 11 exons.